Cololabis saira (Pacific saury) is the source of this 1846-nucleotide messenger RNA. RefSeq names its product ELMO/CED-12 domain containing 2 (gene elmod2). The coding region runs from base 136 to 1029 and encodes 297 amino acids. Gene Ontology annotation, cellular component: membrane. NCBI's taxonomy places the organism in Eukaryota, Metazoa, Chordata, Actinopteri, Beloniformes, Belonidae. Gene Ontology annotation, molecular function: GTPase activator activity. The record is from RefSeq and is a predicted model, not a curated record. The transcript has 9 exons.
AAACUCGAAUGUGUAUAUUUUCUAAUAAGCGUGUCUGUUUCGAGAGUGUGCAUGUAUUGUCCAGUGUGAACCUGAACGCACCGUAGCUGGAGCUGCUAACCUUUUACCACGCAGAGCAUCUUCAAAGUGCAGAAAAUGUUUGGGUACAUCUGGCAGUACGUCUACACAUCGUUUCUGAGGUACUGGCUGAAGUGGCUCAUCAGACAAGCGACAGGAACGUGUGAGCUGCAGAGAAUAUGCUCAGGAUACAAACCAGGGGCGUCAAGAACGACUAAAGCAGAAUACUCUCUCCAGUCUUCAAAGAGCCAGGUUUUAAAAGCAGCUUUGGAAACCAGCAAGGAGAAUUCAGAACAAUGUGUGGAUCAAAUUAUAAAAGAAAAGAACAUUAAACCCCAGAAGGAUCCCCAGUUCAAAGGAAGCUUGCAUAUCUGUCUGCUACAGAUUUCAGGAUACAGCAGUUUGUAUACUUCUGUUGAAGAGUUGAGGAAGGAAAUCUUUAACUCAGACAACCCUGAACAUGAAAAAAUGCUUUUGAAGCUGUGGGAUUUGUUGAUGCCAACGGUCAAACUGGAGUCCAGAAUCACCAAGCAGUGGGGAGACAUUGGAUUCCAGGGAGACGACCCAAAGACGGACUUCAGAGGAAUGGGCCUGCUGGGCCUCAUCAAUCUGGUUUUUUUCAGUGAAAACUACACAGCGGAAGCUCGUCAAGUUCUGUCUCAUGCAAACCAUCCCAAAUUAGGGUAUUCGUACGCCAUAGUCGGGAUUAACUUGACAGAGAUGGCCUACAGCCUGCUGAAGAGCGGCGCUCUGAAGCCGCACUUCUACAACACGGCGCAGGGCACGCCGGAGCUGUGGCACUUUCAUCAGCUGUACUGUUACCUGGCGUACCAGUUUGACAAGUUCUGGGUGGCAGAGCAACCAGAAAGCAUCAUGCAGUUUAAUCAAUACAGAGAAAAGUUCCAUAGCAUAGUUAAGACUCAUCUACAGGACCCUGAUGUGUCUCUCUCACUGAGUAUCAGUUCAAACUAACAUGUUUUCACACGUCACCCCGGACCCCCUCAUUGCCUGUGUGAAUCUUUGACCUGGAAGAAGGAAGUGGGAUACUCCUACUGGAGACGUGAAGCAUCGUGAAGUUGGCCAGUUUAAAAAAUAAAUAAAUAAAUAAAGCAGUCCCCUUCUGUUUAGUUAGAUGACUCAUUAGCGAUCUGCCGUCCGUCCUUUCACUGCCACAGUGAAGGUUCCCAGAUAGAGCACAAACUCCCCGUACCUCAGAAAUAACCAUUCCACAGUUUUAAAUGGUUCGUGGUGGAGAAAGAAGAGGAGAUAAAGAUUUGUGAGGCUUUAAGCACUUUUGUUGAUCAAAUUUUAUACAUUUAAAUGAAAGCCGUGAUGAGCAUCUCCACUCAGCUGUCACGUGUGUUCUCGGGAUUAACCCGCUCAGGUAUUUAACAUUCAGCGCUCACGACUACAACUCCCUCUCCGACGCUCCAUCGUGAAGGAUGUCUUGAACGUUGUGCUCGGUUUAAUUCAUCUCCACUCAUGUCGUAAUUAUGUGUUAUAUCAGUGAAACUAAAUAGGGUUGUAUAUUCCACUUUUCACAAAUUUGUAUGUCUUAAGACUGAUAUUUUAUUACUUAUUUUUAUGCUGUGAUUUAUCGUGGAGGAAGGUUUGUCUUGCUCAAAGUUAAUAAAUUCACAUUUGAUUUGAAAUGUGUUUCGCAUCCAUUUGUUAAAAAGAAAGUUAAACCACAAAAAUAAAAAACAGUACAACAUCAUCUGUAAAACUAGUCAUAUAUUUAGUAUUGUCACAUGUAAAUGUGCAGUGUUGUCAGCUGCAUGAGACGUAU